GAGAGGAGAGGAGAGGUAGUAAAAGUAAAAGAUGGGUGGGGACGAGGCCCUAACGCCGGCGGGGAGGAUGUUCCUGCAGCCGCAGAUGAAGCAAAUAAUCCACUGCGUGAUAGGGCUGAAGAAGGAGAUCGACGUGGAGUCGGUGAAGUCGGAAAUAAGGAACUCAACUUUGCUGAAACACCCAAGGUUCACGAGCCUGAUGGUGAGAGACAGAAGGGGAGUGGAGCACUGGCGCCCCACGGAAAUCGACAUCGAUAAUCACGUGCGUAUAAUCGAGGAAGCAUUGGGGGAGCAGGAUGAAUCCGCCAUCAACAACUACCUCUCCGAAUUAUCCAUAGAUACCCUCAGCAUGGAUAAACCCCUCUGGGAAAUCCAUCUUCUCCUCCUCCACAAGUGCGUCAUAUUCCGUAUCCAUCACUCCCUCGGGGAUGGUAUUUCCCUCAUGUCCAUGCUCCUCGCCAGCUGCAGGAAGCUCCAUGACCCACGCGCACUCCCUACCAUCUCUGCUUCUGCUUCUAACACUACCUCUCGCUUCUCUCUCUCCAAUCUCCUCCUCACCCUCUGCUUUUGUUUCAUCUUUGCUCUCGACUUCAUUCUCAGGUGUUUGUGGAUUCGUGACACCAAAUCCGCCUUAACCGGCGGCUCUGGGGUUGAGCUCUGGCCCAGGAAGAUCGCUACUGCCACUUUCUCCUUGGAGCACAUGAAGACCGUCAAGACGGCUCUUAAUGCGACCAUAAAUGACGUUCUAUUUGCAGUUAUAUCAUCUGGGAUAUCAAAAUACCUGGACUUUCGAGCACCCAACGAGCUGCGAGACGGUGUUCAGCUAACAGGGUUAGCUAUGGUUAAUUUAAGAAAGCAGCCAGGAUUGCAGGAAUUAUCCAAUUUGAUGAGAAGCAAUUCAGGAGCAAGGUGGGGUAACAAAUUUGGUAUGAUUCUCCUGCCUAUAUAUUACCACAGAAGCAACACUUCAGAUCCUUUAGAAUAUUUGAAGAGAGCUAAAGCAAUGAUUGACAGAAAGAAACGAUCUCUGGAAGCCAGUUUCUCAUACAGAGUUGGGGAUUUAGUAAUGUCGACCCUUGGUCCAAAGUUUGCUAGCCUUCUAAAUUACCGGAUACUCUGCCACACUACCUUCACAAUCUCAAAUGUGAUUGGCCCACAAGAGGAGAUUAUGAUUGGAGGCAAUCCUGUAACGUUCUUAAGGGCAAAUAAUUCUGCCUUGCCUCAUGCGCUCAUUUUGAAUAUGGUGAGCUAUGCUGGAAGGGCAGACAUGCAAGUGCAGGUGGCCAAAGAUAUCAUUCCCGAUCCUGAGUUUCUAGCCAAGUGCUUUGAAGAUGCAUUGCUUGAAAUGAAGGAGCAGGUUACGGCCAAAAUCUGACUUCGGACAAAUUUAUUUUUGUUAAAUGUGAAAACAUAUUGAUAUACAGGCAACGUAUAAUUUACACUUUGAUAACCUUUACUUAGGGACUUAUUUGUCAUAUGUCCGGCUCUCUUUAGUACAUAAGUUCAAGGAUUUGUUGAACCACAAGCCAGUCUUGGGAAUGUCGAAAAAUGUACUGACAA
This is a messenger RNA of Cajanus cajan (pigeon pea), 1560 nucleotides long. Its product is annotated as wax ester synthase/diacylglycerol acyltransferase 11. NCBI's taxonomy places the organism in Eukaryota, Viridiplantae, Streptophyta, Magnoliopsida, Fabales, Fabaceae. Gene Ontology annotation, biological process: triglyceride biosynthetic process. Gene Ontology annotation, cellular component: plasma membrane. Gene Ontology annotation, molecular function: diacylglycerol O-acyltransferase activity. The record is from RefSeq and is a predicted model, not a curated record.